Molecule: messenger RNA, 1626 nt
Organism: Pyrenophora tritici-repentis Pt-1C-BFP
Lineage: Eukaryota; Fungi; Ascomycota; Dothideomycetes; Pleosporales; Pleosporaceae
Product: ProP, Permease major facilitator superfamily
Biological process (GO): carbohydrate transport; transmembrane transport
Cellular component (GO): membrane
Molecular function (GO): carbohydrate:proton symporter activity
Source: RefSeq, a predicted model, not a curated record
AUGGGUUGCUUCAGCACCCAUGCUUCGGGGACUCUGGACCCCCCAGAGGUCCGCAAUUGGCGCAUCCAUCUUAUUGCCCUCAUUGCAUCCAUGUCUGCGCUGGCCAUGGGCUACGACACAGCUGUUAUUGGUGGCACCAUGGCACUCAACUCAUUCAUCCGGGACUUUGGCAUGAACGACAUCCCCAAAAGUAGCCGGGAUACUAUUCAGGGCAACAUUGUUUCCACUUUUCAGGCUGGGUGCUUUUUCGGCGCGCUUCUUGCCUUCCCUUUUGCCGAACGCAUCGGCCGGAAAAAAACCAUGAUCAUAGCAUCUUCCAUCUUUCUCCUCGGUGGAACGCUCAUGACAGCUUCGCAAGGCAGCCUAAAUAUGAUCUACGGCGGGCGUGCUGUAGCUGGCCUAGGCAUCGGCGCUUCAUCCAUGGUCGUACCUGUCUACAUUUCUGAAACCGCUCCACCAUCCAUUCGAGGCCGACUUGUUGGUAUUUUUGAAAUUGCAUCUCAAGGUGGAGGCAUGCUAGGUUUUUGGAUCAACUAUGCAGCGGACCGCACCAUUGACGUCGAAAGACAAGCCCAAUGGAUCGUACCUCUCGCCAUCCAACUCAUCCCCGGUGUACUGCUACUGCUCGGUGUUGCAUGGUGUCCCGAAUCACCCCGUUUCCUUGCCAAAAAGGAUAACUUUGAGGGUGCCGAAUGCAUACUGAGCAAGAUCAGGGGUCUUGACGUCUCACAUGCCUACAUCCAGCGUGAAAUGGGCGAGAUUCGCGCACAGGUCGAAGAACGUAGCGCCAAUCGCCAGAGCAAAAAAGCACAAUUCAUGAAGCUGUUCCAAGCAGGCGUCCGGAAUCGCAUGGCCAUCGGUCUCGCUCUCAUGUUCUUGCAAUCCUUCACUGGCGUGAACAUCAUUACCUACUACGCGCCGCGUAUCUUUGAAACCCUCGGCAUCUCAGGCACAUCACUCAAACUCUUCUCCACAGGUUUCUACGGCAUCGCAAAGACGCUCGGAAUGUUUACCUUUACCUUCGUCGUGGUCGAAAAGGUGGGCCGCCGCAAGGGUCUAAUCUGGGGCGCUGCUCUCGGAUGCAUACCCAUGUGGUACAUUGGUGGUUACGUGAUGAGGGCGGACCCAGCUGCCGCCGCCGCGCGAGGCGAUAUUUCCCGCGAUGCUUGGGGAUACCUAGCCAUGGUAUGUGUAUACAUCAACGCAUUCAUCAUCUGCGCAACAUGGCAGGGAAUUACGUGGACGUAUGCAUCAGAAAUCUUCCCGCUUGACAUCCGUAUGCUCUGUGUUUCGCUCACUACGGCCGACACAUGGCUUGGAUCCUUCAUCAUCGCGCGCAGCACACCCUACAUGAUUUCCGAUCUGGGAUACGGCGCAUACUUCUUCUUUGCAUCCAUCUUGUGUGCCAUGGGCGUGUGGAGUUUCUUCUUUGUGCCAGAAACUAAAGGCAUUACGCUUGAGGAGAUGGACGCUCUGUUCCUUAAGCCGAUGCACAAGGCGGUUUGGGCGCAGAUUCGUGGGAAGCCAAUCUUGACGCAGGAGGAGAUUGUGGCGAGAAAUAAGGGAUUGGAUCCGGAGAAGGAGAAGGAGUUUGGGGUGGAGACGAUAGAAACUGUGAAGAGCUGA